CGGUCUGAAAAUGAAAGAGAUGGCACAGACGUGAUGAAUUCCGCGGAGAUGGCGGUCGUAGCAGUGUCUCUGUGCGUGCUGGUGGGGAUCGUGUUUGUGUGUGAGAUUGCGCGGAGAGCGACUCUGAACUUGCUCACCGGAAAGAGGCGAGAUUGCGGAAUCUACGCAGCGGAGAUCAUUUCUACGAUUCAGCUCUGCGCAUGCUCUCACGAGUUGAAGCUGCUGUCCGAAGAUGCACCCGAAAUCGCCCUGAGCUUCACCUACGUUAUAACAGUGGUCCACGCGCUGACGUUCCGCGGCGCUACCGGUAACCCCACCGCGAUGCUCGAGCGCUACUGGUGCGACUCUCUGGGCGGCGCGUGCGCACUGCGGAGGACCGCAUGCCAGUUUGCGGCGGCCGUUGCGGCGGGUUUGGCCAUGCGCCGCGCGUGGGCUCUCGGAUUCUCGGAUCUGCACGUGCGCCACGAGCGCUCCGGCUUCGCGUGCGCGAGUCCGCUCGCGAACGUGCAUCUGCUGGAAGCCGUGGCCGUGGAGCUCGCGUGCGCCUUUGUUGUGCACGCCGUGGUGACUUUCACGCGCGGUGUGGAAGAGAAGUACAGAGUGCACGCUGUAGCCGCGGUGAUCACGACAGUAGUGUAUGCAGGUGGCAGUACAACAGGAGCAGUGUUUAACCCGGCGCUGGCUUUCUCAGCACAGUUCCCCUGCAGCGGCAGCACAUUUGCAAAGAACAGCCUCGUCUACUGGCUGGGACCGGUUUUAGGCGUGGCAUGCUCUCUCCUGCUGUUUAAUAAAGUCAUUCUGGCUUUUACUGCAAAGAGCACAACUCAUAAGGACCAGAACCUCCAUGCUGUACAGAAGAAGAGAAACUAAACAAAACUGCAAGCGUGAACACGUACCGUCGGUCACGAGAAAGCUUUAAACGCUUUUUAAUGUUUUAAAAUGUUAAUUUUUAAGACUAUAAGUACAGUAAGGUACCGGUUUUAUUAGUACCUGAAAUAAGGGUUGGUUGAAAUGGAUUGUUUAUUUUAUUUUAUUUUUUACCUAGUCUUACAGACAUCCUGCAAUGGUGAGAACGGUUAGGACGUAUAAAUGUGUAUGU
Ictalurus furcatus (blue catfish) is the source of this 1099-nucleotide messenger RNA. RefSeq names its product aquaporin 11 (gene aqp11). Gene Ontology annotation, molecular function: channel activity. Gene Ontology annotation, cellular component: cytoplasm; membrane. The record is from RefSeq and is a predicted model, not a curated record. Gene Ontology annotation, biological process: transmembrane transport. The coding region runs from base 34 to 870 and encodes 278 amino acids. The transcript has 3 exons. NCBI's taxonomy places the organism in Eukaryota, Metazoa, Chordata, Actinopteri, Siluriformes, Ictaluridae.